Molecule: messenger RNA, 171 nt
Organism: Linum tenue
Lineage: Eukaryota; Viridiplantae; Streptophyta; Magnoliopsida; Malpighiales; Linaceae
Source: the annotation of a GenBank genome assembly
AUGCCGCGAUACGAAAGAGCUUCGUCGUUGCCAUCGUCUAAGGUCUGUGUUACGGUUGGUGAUGAAAAGAUUUGCAGUGAAAAUGUUGACAGUGUAGCUGAAGAGUUCAUAAAAAUGGAGCACAAGAAGUUUGAGUGGAGCAAGACCAUGUCCUCCCUCAGCUUUGGCUAA